Chaetura pelagica (chimney swift) is the source of this 1704-nucleotide messenger RNA. RefSeq names its product RAB11 family interacting protein 2 (class I) (gene RAB11FIP2). Gene Ontology annotation, biological process: regulated exocytosis. Lineage: Eukaryota; Metazoa; Chordata; Aves; Apodiformes; Apodidae. Gene Ontology annotation, cellular component: phagocytic cup; endosome. The coding region runs from base 3 to 1535 and encodes 510 amino acids. The record is from RefSeq and is a predicted model, not a curated record. The transcript has 5 exons. Gene Ontology annotation, molecular function: small GTPase binding.
AGAUGAUGCUGGCGGAGCAAGCCCAGAAGUGGUUCCCAACUCACGUGCAGGUGACGGUCCUGCAAGCCAGGGGUCUGAGGCCGAAAGGUAAAAACGGCAGCAACGACGCCUUCACCAUCAUCCAGCUGGGCAAGGAGAAGUAUUCCACCUCGGUGGCCGAGAAGACCCUGGAGCCCGUCUGGAAGGAAGAGGCCUCCUUCGAGCUCCCCGGGUUACUCAUGCAGGAGAAUCCAGAAAAAUACGUCCUGUACCUGAUCGUCAUGCACAGGUCGCUGGUGGGGCUGGACAAGUUCCUGGGGCAGGUGGCCAUAAGUCUGAAUGAUAUGUUUGAAGACAAGCAAAGGAGGAAAACAGAGUGGUUUCGCCUGGAGUCCAGACAAGGGAAGACAACUAAAGACAGAGGAGAAAUCAAGGUCAAUAUUCAGUUUACAAGGAAUAACAUGACAGCAAGUAUGUUUGAUUUGUCAAUGAAGGACAAAACCAAAUCUCCUUUUGCUAAACUAAAAGACAAAAUGAAGGGUCGGAAAAACGAUGGGACAUUUUCAGAUACAUCCUCUGCAAUCAUCCCAAGUACUCACAUACCUGAUGCAAACAUAGAGGUAUGUAGUGGUGAAGUACAGAUGAAAUCAAAACCAAAAAAACCUUUUCUUUUGGGACCUCAACGGCUCUCAUCAGCUCAUUCAAUGUCAGAUUUAACAGGAUCACAUGUCUCCUCAGAAAAAAUUAAGUCUGGCACAGGUGGCUACUCUCAUCUUUUCAGGCGUCAGCUGGAAUCUUUUGGUUCAGUUGAUGAAGGGGGGAGUCUAAAAUCUCCACAUAGAAGGACAUUAAGUGUUGAUACUUCUAAAAUGAACCAGCUUGACAGCACAGUUGAUGAAACUGCACUUGAAGCACAAAAUGACCCAUUUACCAAUGUGAGUGCUUCGUUACCCCAAAAAUUUGCUACACUGCCAAGACAGAAGAACCCAUUUGAAGAAAGCCCAGCAACAUGGGAUCCAAACAUGAGUCUGUUUUCCAAACCUGGUGAAAUCAGAAAAGAAAUUAAAAAAGAGAAGAAAGAGAAAGUUAGUCUUUUUGAAAGAGUGACUGGAAAAAAAGAUAGCAGGAGGUCAGAUAAACUUAGCAAUGGGGGAUCAGACAGUUCUACUGACUUGAAAUCACCUAGUGUGUUUGCUGAAGCUCAUCAGGAGAGUUUUGAUUAUGAUUCAACUAACCCAUUUCUGGCCAACUUCAAGCCUACAAGCACGUUGCCAUCUUCAAGUUUUAAUCUGAAUCCUUCUGGCAUUGAGGACCUCAGGAAAACAACGGAUGGGAAUCCUUUCGACGCCACGGCGGGAUAUCGCAACCUCACCUAUGAAGAGGUUUUGCAGGAGCUGGUGAAACACAAAGAGCAGCUGAAGAAGAAGGACACUCACAUUCGUGAACUGGAGGAUUACAUUGACAAUCUUCUCGUACGAGUGAUGGAAGAGACACCCAGUAUUCUCAGAGUGCCAUAUGAACCCUCUCGAAAAGCUGGCAAAUUUUCCAAAAGUUAAGAUGGUGACACUGGAUGGUACUUUCUGCUGAAUGUGUUAGUGGAAGGAAAUCACACUUUAACUUCUCUCCAUUCCUUUUCUCCUAAGAAAUUCCAGGAACUGGGGGAGGACAGGAAUGUGGUGUGGGGUUUUUUUAAUUUUUUUUUUCUUUUUUUUACUCCAAACACUA